GGGAUCUGCUCCUCGCCCAUAUAUCUCCGAAUCGGGGGAACAGUAACGACCAUUAUGGGACCUGCGCAUCCGACCAUGAUGGAGUAGAAGUAUGCCGGCUUGUUGAUAGAGGCCCAUUUCAUGUAACGCAGCGGCUGCUGGAAGAAGCGCGGGGAGGGGGGAAUGCCGGACAUGGUCGCUGUAUUGCUGUUGGUAUGUGAGCGCGUGUUUCGGAGUCGCUAGGCAAGUAUGCGCGUACGUAUAUAGUCCCUUAUCGUGCGUCGGUAUAUCCGGUAAUCAGCAGGCUCAAUGCCUCAGUCUGGUGUCGCAAUCGCAAGUUGUCGCCGCGGGUCUGCGUUCGUGAGGUCGCAGUCCGUAGCUCACUCACCUCCGCACUCCAAUCGGCGCGCAGCGAUUUUCCGGGACCGAUAGGCUUGGCAAAAGCAUACGUAUCUCCGUUACAGCUCUCCACACGCCGGCGCAACUCGACAAGUCCAAUCUUCGAUCAACCACAAGAUGAGGUGGUUACUUUCUUUUACCGUCGCCUUCGUUUGGUCGGUGGUGGUGCAGGCCAAGAGUUUCACUGGCAACCGCUUGCUGGUUGUGUUGGAGGAGCAGGCCGAGAGGGAGAAGUACAGUGUGUUCCUGGAGGACUUGACGUCCCGAGGAUACACCACAUCUGUCGAAUCACCCAAAGAGAGCAAGCUCUCAUUACUAAAGCACGGCGAACGAGCUUACGACCAUGUCCUCCUCCUACCCGGCAAGUCGAAAGGCCUCGGCCCUGCCCUCACAGCGAACAACCUCCUCGAGUUCAUGAAGAAGGAUGGAAACAUUCUAGUGGCCCUCUCGAGCGAAUACGCUAUCCCUACCGCCGUCCAGGCUAUGCUUCUCGAAGUCGACAUCAACAUCCCAGCGGACAAGGGCGCAUUGGUCGUUGACCACUUCAACUACGAUGCGUCAUCGGCGAAAGAAGAGCACGAUGUGUUGCUUCUUCCGUUCCCCAAGUCGCUCAGGCCAGACACCAAGAACUACUUCGCUGGCGAGGGGUACAUUGCCGUGCCACGCGCUGUCGGGCAGGCUCUUGGAAACGAAUCGCCGCUCACCUCGCCCAUCCUCCGCGCUCCUAGCACCGCCUACAGCUACAACCCCAAGGAUGAGGCUGACGGUGUCGAGGACCCCUUCGCGGUUGGCGAGCAGCUAAACGUCGUCUCUGCGAUGCAGGCGAACAACGCGGCGCGCCUGGCUGUUGUCGGCUCAGCCGAGAUGCUCCAGAACAAGUGGUUCGCUGAGAAGGCCAAGCUAGGGGACAAGGCUAUCACGACUGGUAACCGCGAGUUCGCGCAGAAGCUUUCUGAGUGGACCUUCAAGGAGACGGGCGUGCUGAAGAUUGGCAAACUCCUCCACUACCAGGAUGAGGGUGCUAGCAAGAAGUUGAACACCAGCGCUGCUGUUCCUGAGAAUAACCCUGGAAUCUACCGUAUCAAGACCGACGUCCACUUCCAAGUUGAGAUCUCCGAAUACACGAACGACCACCUUGCUCCCUUCGUCCCCUCGCCGAAGGAUAACAUCCAGCUUGAGUUCAGCAUGCUCUCGCCCUUCCAACGCCUGAACCUCUCCCCAAUCGCACAGACCGCGAACGCGACCAUCUUCGGUGUCGCAUUCAGGACACCCGAUCAGCACGGCAUUUUCAACUUCCGCGUCAACUACCGCCGCCCCUUUGUCACCAACAUCGAUGAGAAGAGGCAGGUUACCGUCAGGCACUUUGCGCACGACGAGUACCCGAGGAGUUUUGAGAUUAGCGGUGCGUGGGUCUGGAUUGGCGGUAUCUGGGUUACCGUUUUGGGUUGGUUGGCAUUCGUGGCCGUUUGGCUGUACAGUGCACCCAGCGAGAAGAGCACAAAGAAGACGCAGUAAAUGGACUACAGAGUCUUGGAUGUGGGAAUUAGGACCGGCUAUGUGUAUGUAAACAAAAUACUCCAUCGGCGAUGCGCGGUAUGUAUAUUAUGGAUAAAGGGCAAGAAUGACCCAAAAUUUUGUUGCGAAUGGAAUACCAAAGAAUACCACAAUCUGUCUCAGAUCUACCGUUUUCGUUCCCUACGUUAUCCUCGAGAACUU
Messenger RNA from Alternaria rosae, 2094 nucleotides. RefSeq names its product dolichyl-diphosphooligosaccharide-protein glycosyltransferase. The transcript has 3 exons. Gene Ontology annotation, cellular component: endoplasmic reticulum membrane; oligosaccharyltransferase complex. NCBI's taxonomy places the organism in Eukaryota, Fungi, Ascomycota, Dothideomycetes, Pleosporales, Pleosporaceae. Bases 496 to 1893 code for a protein of 465 amino acids. The record is from RefSeq and is a predicted model, not a curated record.